Molecule: messenger RNA, 751 nt
Organism: Neltuma alba
Lineage: Eukaryota; Viridiplantae; Streptophyta; Magnoliopsida; Fabales; Fabaceae
Exons: 5
Coding region: 64-471 (135 amino acids)
Source: RefSeq, a predicted model, not a curated record
UCUUGACUCUCCGUCUUCUUCUUCUUCUUCUUCUGCAAGUUCAAGAAUAACCACCACCAAACGAUGCUACCGGAGCAGUGGGUGCCGCCGUGCGGCAACCGAUGUACCCAGAAAUAUGCAGCCCUUACCCAGCUUCCAUGGCGAGUGUUCUGCAAGAAGGGAUGCAACUCAGAUGAAGAGACAUGGGAAGAAUGUUUGGAGGACUGCAAUCAAAUUUGCUACAAGGACCCUGUCAUAAAGGACCAGCAAUGGAGUGCAUAUAUUGACCGUUCUCCUGGAUCAGCCUCUUAUUCAGAGGAAUGCUUCCAUGCAUGUGCAUCCGGCUGUGGUUUCAAGUUUGACAUCAAAGAGGAAGAAGUUAAUAAGGCUUGUCCUAACAGGCCAUCAUAUUCUCAUCCUGAUCAAAAGCAAGGGCCACAACAUGUACAACCUACCAACCAGUCAACUGCUAAGCCUGGCUCUUCUGCGUAGUGCUAGAGAUAGGUUGAUAUACAACAAACCCAGAACCCUGUGACGAUUCUUUCUGGCCAUUUUUUGCAGGAAAUAGCCUUAUAUCAUAUUUUUUUGUCAGCAUGGUUUUGGAUCACUUGUCAAUAGAUUUAGUUUCUUUCUUCCUUGAGGAUCUAGAAGUUUUUUGUUGCCAAAAAGGCUUGGAACUUAGGUUUUUUUCUUUUUUUGGAAUGGAUAUACUGUGACUUCAACUAUCAUAAUGGUCAGAAGUUAAAAAGCUGGAAUUUUGCAGUUUUGCAUA